UCUCCCUAGCUUGUUAUGUGUAGAAAUUUAACAUGUUUCUUGCAGACUACAACAUCAAACUGCAAAUUAUCUGGUGCAAAGAGGAACGCCCAGGGUGAACUCCUGAUCCAGCCCGAAAAGCAAUGGGGUUGUGCCCUCUGCAAGGUAAAUUCUUCUAGCGAGGAAGCCCUGAAAGAGCAUCUUCAAGGUAGGAAGCACAAAGCAAAAGAAGCCUUACUAUUGCCUAACAAGAAGACUAGUCCCCUGCAAUCUAAGCAGAAUGUGAGUCCACCAUCAGAGGGUGCAUCGGUUGGCACGCCUCCGAAGAAGAAACUUUCAGAAGGAAAGAAGCAACAGAAGCUUUGGUGCAGCCUCUGCAGAGUGAAAUGUAAUAGCUCCAUUAUGUUAGAAUAUCACUUGGCUGGCAGAAAACACAGGAAUUUUAUGGAGUUGAAGAAAGCCAACUUUAGUUUUAAGACUGAAGCAGUUAAUUUUAAGACUGAAGCAGUUACGAUAGCAGAUGAAAAACUUGGGGACAGUGGAAGUGCAGGAUUAGUUGAGGAAGAGUUGGAGACUGCAUGCCCUUCAACAGCACCAUCAAGCGCUGGAGUGGACGUAGAUGGGAAGACUACACAGGAUUCGUAUUGACGAUAGCCUCUAGAAAUUGUAGCAGAGGUAUGAUUGCUGCUAGGAUUUUAGUACUAUUUUGUAUUUGACAUCAUGAGCAAAUACCCGUUGGAUUUGACCGUUAAAUUCAGGACUUUGUGAAAUUUAAUGGCUUAAACCAUUGAGCAGUAGCUAUUUUAUUUUAUGCAUGAUAUCAGUUUAUUCUGCUUUAUUCAUUUCUAUUUUCCA
Messenger RNA from Dendrobium catenatum, 834 nucleotides. Its product is annotated as zinc finger matrin-type protein 4. Gene Ontology annotation, molecular function: nucleic acid binding; zinc ion binding. NCBI's taxonomy places the organism in Eukaryota, Viridiplantae, Streptophyta, Magnoliopsida, Asparagales, Orchidaceae. The record is from RefSeq and is a predicted model, not a curated record. The transcript has a single exon. The coding region runs from base 16 to 627 and encodes 203 amino acids.